Molecule: messenger RNA, 864 nt
Organism: Erigeron canadensis
Lineage: Eukaryota; Viridiplantae; Streptophyta; Magnoliopsida; Asterales; Asteraceae
Exons: 3
Coding region: 127-732 (201 amino acids)
Source: RefSeq, a predicted model, not a curated record
AAUGCUUUUGGUACCCACUAAACAUCAAAUGACAUGACCAUUCUCAUCUAAAAUAAAUUCAAUCAGUCCUUCAAUUUAGACUCUGAAAAAACAAACAAAUCAAGCCUAGUACACAAACACAGGUGCAUGGCUCAUCAGGUUGAAGAAGGUGGAUGGCCUUUAGGUUUACAGCCUCUGAAUAUGAGAUCUGUCUCAUUCAGUACUUUUAUUAGUGGUUCUCCUUCAUCUCUCUCACAUUCUUCUUCAGAUUUGGACACUGAGUCCACGGGAUCUUUCUUUCACGAUAGGAGCAUCACUCUAGGAAACCUCUUGGGUGUGUCAAGCAUUGUAGAGCUCUCGAGGAGAAGACACAAAACGGUAUCAGAAUCAGUAUCAUUAGGAACCAACACAAAAUCAAACACGAAAUUUAAACCUUGGUGUUUUGGUCUUUGUUUAUGCCAAAGAGACAAUGAUGAUGAUAUCGUCAACACUUCUAAUAACAAUAUUAUACCUCUUGGCCAUUUUCUUGAAGUUGAAAGAAGGGCGGCUCAAGAUAUAAAUCGACAAGGUCAACAUAGUCCACUUAUUUAUGGACCGGAUGAGCUCGCAUUGGCUCAACCUUUCGGGGAGUCAUUAAACUCCUUAUUCUCGGAUGGGCAAAUCGUGCCUCCAACUAUGUCAAGCCAGUGGCCUAAUUCGGAUACUAGUUAUGGGAGAAGAGAUGGAAGAGGGUUCAUAACUCCAUGUUUUUGAAGUUUUUUACGUUUCUUAUAUUGUUAAAAUACUCAAAUUCAAGUUACUUUCAUGUUUUUUUUUUUGAAGUUUUUUAUUUUGUUUGUUAAGAACUUAAGAUAUGGUGAGCUAGCAUCCAAAGUUUUGUUCUCU